UUGUCAUCUCCCAACAUAUCAACCCUUGUCCCUGUUCGUCAUCACACACACUUUCUCUCUCUAGAUUUCUCUCUCUCUGGAUUUUUUUCCCUCUCUCACAUUACAGCUAUCGUAUUUCUGUCUCCGCCAUUGCGAAAGGGACGCUGAAAAAAAAGAUACAUAUAUAAAAUAAAUAAAACACACAACACAACAGCCUAUAAACCGAGCGACGAGGUUUUCUAAGGGACGAAAAAUAAACCAGAGAGUCUCAGAAGAAGAAAACAAGGGAAUCAAUCACACAACACAAUAACAAGAACGGGUCUUUGAAGAGAUUGGACCAAAGGGUCAAGUGGGCCUUUUUCAGUUUUUUCUACCAUUCAUUCAAUUUCCUCGUUCAGUUUUUGUUUUGGAAGGGCGAUUGAUUUUGCAGGUGUUUGAAGUUUUCGCUUGGACAAGCAUCAUAUCUUUGAGUUGUUCUGUUCUGUCUCUGUGUCUCUGUUUUCGUGAGAUUUACGUUUUACCAUGAGGAGAAGUUAGCACAUACUACUACUCCCCUUGUUUCUCGGAAGAUUUUGUAAGACACUACCAAGUUACUGCUGCUAGGCCUGAUCUUUACCUGUUGAAUAUGAAGAUUUCAGGGAAUCCUAGGGGGUUGUGAAUCAGAUGAAUACAUGUCUAAUAUAUAUAUCAAAAAUGGAAUCUGUUAAGCCAUCAGCAGUGACACCAAACAAAAACAAGUUGGCUCGCACAUUUGCCAAAGUUCUUCACGUUAGAGCAGUGACAGGAAUUGCACCAGUUGAUGGACUGAAGAACGUUAAAGGGGAUGCAGAUCUCCAAAAUGAAGGAAAUAUAAUCAAAGAAGAUGAAGAGCUUCAGGAAAGAAAGGCCACAGAAGCUUUGCUUGCAAAAGCAUUUGCUAGCAUUUCAACGGUGAAAGCUUCUUAUGCUCAGCUGCAGCAUGCUCAGUCUCCCUAUGACCCUGAUGUAAUUCAAGCUGCUGAUGAAUUGAUAGUCUCAGAGUUCAAGACCUUGUCUGAGCUAAAGAAAUGUUUCUUUAAAAAGCAAUUUGAUCCUUCACCAGAUAGAGCAAUUCUUCAAGCUAAAUUGAAGGAGCUGGAGAGUGUGAACAAAACAUUUGAGAUCACAGGGGAGAAGUUAGAAUCACAGGCUCGGCUCAAGGAAUCUGAGAUUAUAUUUCUUCAAGAAAAGCUAGAGGAGGCUACCAAGCAAAGCAGGUCAAUUGAGAAGAGGUUAAAUCAAAGUGGAUCAUUAUCAGUUCUUGACAACCUCCACAUUUCAGGAUUAAGUCCUAGUCAUUUUGUUACUGUUCUUCGCCACACCGUUAGGUCCAUUCGAAACUUUGUGAAGUUGUUAGUGAAUGAGAUGAGAUCUGCAGAUUGGGACAUUGAUGCUUCAGUGAAUGCCAUUAUCGAGCAGAAUGUGGUGUACUGGAAAGAAGAUCACAAAUGUUUUGCAAUUGAGUCCUUUGUGUGCAGGGAGAUGUUUGAUUCUUUCAACUUCCCUAACUUCUCCCUACCCAAUGAAUCCCUGCCAGAUAAAAACAAGAGGCAACUGUUCUUUGGGAGGUUCAACGAGCUAAAACCAGUGAAAGCAAUGGAGUUUCUUUCAGGGAAGCCAAGAUCACCCUUUGCAAAAUUCUGCAGGAUCAAGUUCUUGAGACUUGUUCAUCCCAAGAUGGAGGCAUCAUUCUUUGGCAACGUGAAUCAGAGGAACAUGCUGAAUGGUGGAGAGUUUCCUGACACCAACUUCUUCACCUCAUUUGCUGAGAUGGCCAAGAGGGUGUGGCUUCUACACUGCUUGGCCUUCUCCUUUGAGCCUCAAGCUUCAAUCUUUCAAGUGGAGAAGGGUUGUAGAUUAUCUGAUGUGUACAUGGAGAGUGUGAGUGAAAAUGAUGAAGAAAUGGCAGUGGAAUCUGAGCCACGUGUUGCUUUCACUGUUGUUCCAGGCUUUAGGAUCGGUAAAACUCUAAUACAGUGCCAAGUCUACCUCUCACAAGUCAUGGUAAAAAAAUCCACAUUUAGAGAGCAAAAAAGGUAGUAGGAGUAGUAGUAGUAAUAACAGUAGCAGUAGUAACUACUGGUGUUUUCAUCAGUGGUUGACCCCACCAUGCAAUAGGCUAUUGAAGUGGAAGCCAAUGUUUUUAGUUGAACUUUUGGGAGAGACAUUGCUUGUGCAGUGGAUGGCUGUGCUUGUGGGGACUCAGCCUUCUGCUGCCAUGGUUCAAUGGGGGCAUUUUCUUGUCCAUUUGUAUUUUGGUCAGUUUCAAAAGGAAGCGCGUGAACCGUUGCAUUGGAAAGUGCCCUUUUUGUUCAGAAUGUUUUUUUUCUUACUAUGAAGUUUAAUUAAUCAAAUGGUUGCCCCAAAUUUUGUUGA
This is a messenger RNA of Vigna angularis (adzuki bean), 2373 nucleotides long. RefSeq names its product protein GRAVITROPIC IN THE LIGHT 1. NCBI's taxonomy places the organism in Eukaryota, Viridiplantae, Streptophyta, Magnoliopsida, Fabales, Fabaceae. Bases 643 to 2037 code for a protein of 464 amino acids. Gene Ontology annotation, biological process: negative gravitropism; response to red or far red light. The transcript has 4 exons. The record is from RefSeq and is a predicted model, not a curated record.